Messenger RNA from Heterobasidion irregulare TC 32-1, 876 nucleotides. RefSeq lists its product as uncharacterized. Gene Ontology annotation, molecular function: thiolester hydrolase activity; palmitoyl hydrolase activity. The transcript is spliced from 4 exons. The record is from RefSeq and is a predicted model, not a curated record. Gene Ontology annotation, cellular component: lysosome. Bases 31 to 876 code for a protein of 281 amino acids. Lineage: Eukaryota; Fungi; Basidiomycota; Agaricomycetes; Russulales; Bondarzewiaceae.
UAUUCAGGCGACUCGCACUCCUCCCCAGGCAUGGUCGAGUUCCAGAACCUCAUCAAAUCAGUCCACCCUGGGAUCUUCAUCCACUCCGUCUACAUUGACCCCGACCUCAAGGAGGACCAACGUGCCAGCUUUUACGGGAACGUCGACGAGCAAGUCGAGCUCGUGGCGGACCAGCUCGCCAACGUCACCGAGCUUGAGAACGGCUUCGACGCCCUUGGCUUCUCCCAAGGCGAGUCGCGUGGACAAUUCCUUCGUGCUUAUGUCGAGAGGCACAACGCGCCCCCCGUGCGCAACCUCAUCACAUUCGGCUCUCAACACAUGGGGAUCUCGGAUAUCCCGCUCUGCCGCCCGCUUGACUUGCUCUGCCUGGCGGCUCGCGCCGCGGCGCGCAGAGGCGUGUAUGGAGAAUGGGCUCAAGAGCACCUCGUUCAGGCCCAAUACUUCCGCGAUCCCACACAGCUCCCCCGCUACCUCUCCAGUAACCGCUUCCUCACCUCGCUCAACAACGAGCUCCCGGCCACGCGCGAGCCCGACUACGCACGCCGCCUCGCCGAACUCGACACGUUCGUGAUGGUGCUAUUCGAGAAGGACCGGACGGUGGUGCCGAAGGAGAGUGCAUGGUUCGGAUCGUACGCUGUCCCGGAGCCCGACGAGGAGUCGAUCGUGGGGGGGAUGAACGCGGAGCGGGAGGAGAAGAAGGUGGUCUCGAUGCGCGAGCAGCCACUGUACACAGAAGACUGGAUCGGUCUUAGGACGCUCGACGAGCAGGGUAAAGUCGUGUUUGCGACUUGUGCGGGGGAGCAUAUGCAGGUUGACAGAGCAUGCUGGGAGCCGAUCGUCAGGGCGUAUGUUGGGGCGCCGCUGGUUGGGGCGUAG